UUUCAUUUAUAGUUUAUUUAUUUUUUAUUGAUUGUAAAUAUAUUUUAUUUAUCAUUUAUCAAGAAUUUAUUUAUCAUUUAUUAACUUUAACAAUUUAUUUAUAAUUUUCUAUUAAUUUAACGCUGACUUUGUAUAGAUGAUAAAUAUUCCGAUGGCGAAAACUCUUCAGAUUCUGAAAUCAGUGGAUCACGAAAUAACUUGAUCAUGAAUUUUGCGGACAAUUUUGAUUUUCUAAAACCACUGAAAAAAUGUACUUCAUCGUUACGUGUUGUAACGAGUAAAGAUUCCCUCAAUGAACAACUUUUCAACAAUUUGCCAAAUAUGAAAAAUGAAAAUAAAAGAACAGAAAAAAAUGAAAAAGAAAUAAUUUCAAAUGAAAUUAAUAAUAAUGAAACAUUUGCAAUUCAAGAUACAAGUUCAGUUUUUGAAGUUGAUGAUUGUGUAUCAUUAGCACAAGAUUCAAUUAAUCCUUAUCAAUUUUCAAUGCUGACAUCACCUGACACACAAUCAAUUCGUAAGAAUUCUUCCUACGUCUCGGGACAUUUUGUGGAAAAUUUUCCUGAUCUUGAUUUGUCACCUAUACCAAAUAUUUCGCCGAAAAAUGAUAAUUGUCAACAAUCUAAAAUCGAAUUUAAUGAUAAGGAAUCUACGCAUCUGAAAGACAAUGAAAAAAAUCAUCAGAAAAAUUCAUUGAAGUGUGAACAGAUGAAAAAUUUUUCCAAUUCAACACAAAGUGUGAACUGUUUAGAAAAAUCGUCAGACUUUUAUUUUAGUUGUAGAGAUUUUAAAUCGUUAUUAUCUGAUGAAAUAAAGUCCAACGGGAGAAAAAUAAAAAUUCCAAAACUCAAUUUAGAAGAAGAAGGAUCAGAAAUUCAAAAAACUAAUACACCUGACGUGUUAGGAUCGAAAAUUCCAAUUCCUUCGAGAAAGUCGAAUGUUUUUACAAAAACCGAAUCAAAUGAACAUUUCAAAAAACUAGAAUUAACUAGAUUCGAUAAGAAUAAAGAAAAUUUACGAUUGAGGGAAUCGGAAAUUUCUUUAGAAAAAUUUGUACAACUGGAAAUUUCAACGGGCUGUUGCAGUGCGUCACAUUUAAACCAAAAAUCAUCUAAAAAAACCUAAAAAAAAAUUAGAGAAAAAAAUU
This is a messenger RNA of Leptopilina heterotoma, 1144 nucleotides long. RefSeq lists its product as uncharacterized. The record is from RefSeq and is a predicted model, not a curated record. Lineage: Eukaryota; Metazoa; Arthropoda; Insecta; Hymenoptera; Figitidae. The transcript is spliced from 6 exons. Bases 205 to 1122 code for a protein of 305 amino acids.